Triticum turgidum subsp. durum (durum wheat) is the source of this 1098-nucleotide messenger RNA. The record is from the annotation of a GenBank genome assembly. Lineage: Eukaryota; Viridiplantae; Streptophyta; Magnoliopsida; Poales; Poaceae.
AUGGCCAUGGCAAGCAGCACCGAGCUUAUGCAAGCUGAGGCCGACCUCGUGCGCCACUCCCUGGGCUACCUCAAGUCCAUGGCAUUGCACAGUGCUGUCAAGCUUGGAGUUGCUGAUGCUCUCCACCGUUGUGGUGGCAGCGCCUCCUUGCCCGACCUGCUUGCCACCCUCCCCCUCCCUCCAAGCAAACAGCCCUACUUGUCACGCCUCAUGAAGGUGCUAGCCACGGAAGGAAUCUUUGUGGCCGAGGAGGGUCUGGCUGUCGCCAACGGCAGCGACGGGGCGACCUGCGUGUACCACCUAAACACAAUGUCUCGCCUCCUCGUCAACGACGCUGGCAUCAAUGGCGGCAGCUCGUGGAAGCUGUCGUCGUGCAUUCUCAUGACGACUACGCCGCAGAUUGUUGGAUCCGCCCUGCAGCUUGGGCAGUGGUUCCAAAGCGAUGGCGAGGCCACGCCGUUCGUGAUGGCCAACGGCCGGCCCCCCUAUGGGGUUGCUGCCCACGACGCCGAGUUUAACUCGGUGUUCAACGAGGCCAUGGCAGCCGACAGCCGGUACCUGGCCGACCUCGUGGUCCGUCAGUGUGGCGAGGUGUUCGAGGGGAUAACCUCGCUGGUCGACGUCGCCGGCGGGACCGGUACGAUGGCGAGGGCCAUUACCAAGGCAUUCCCACACGUCAAGUGCUCAGUUCUUGACCUCCCACAUGUGAUCCAAGGCGUCUCGGCUCAGGCCGACAAUGUGGAGUUUGUUGCUGGGGACAUGAUGGAGUUCAUUCCACCUGCUGAUCGCAUUUUACUUAAGUAUGUGCUGCAUAACUGGAGCGACGAGGAUUGCGUGAAGAUCCUAACACGAUGCAGAGAGGCCAUUGCCCACGGAGAAAAAGAAGGGAAGGUCAUCAUCAUCGAUGAAGUGGUUGGAUCUCGCUCACAGAACAUACUCGAAGCCCAGCUCUUGAUGGAUAUGCAAAUGAUGUCACUAUUUAUGGCCAAAGAACGAUAUGAGCAAGACUGGAACAACAUAUUCACGGAAGCAGGAUUUGUGAAUUACAAAAUUCGACCUAUCCUAGGGGUGCGAUCGGUCAUUGAACUCUACAUAUAA